Messenger RNA from Didymella exigua CBS 183.55, 3669 nucleotides. RefSeq lists its product as uncharacterized. The transcript has a single exon. Gene Ontology annotation, molecular function: 3'-tRNA processing endoribonuclease activity. The record is from RefSeq and is a predicted model, not a curated record. The coding region runs from base 433 to 3429 and encodes 998 amino acids. NCBI's taxonomy places the organism in Eukaryota, Fungi, Ascomycota, Dothideomycetes, Pleosporales, Didymellaceae. Gene Ontology annotation, biological process: mitochondrial tRNA 3'-end processing. Gene Ontology annotation, cellular component: mitochondrion.
UGGCGGGAGACCACGCCUACAUGCUCUCUCUGACUGCACAGACUCCUCUUCCCACGCCGCUCGCUUGACCGCCCGUCCGCCACAUUGGCUUCCCGACUCGUCGCCACCGGGCGCAUAACGACCGUCACGACCCAUCGCGUCUUCCUCUCGUCACGCACAGCUGCAGCAACUCUCCACUCAGCGCUCUCGCACAGACGGUCUAGACUCACACGCGACUUUGCUUCCUCGGCAGCCCGGCCGUCGGCCACCCUCAUUGAGGACCUGCAGCGGAAGAAGAUCAGGAAGACGCUCGGCACCUUCAUCGACCGCAAGCGGGCGCCCGAACGCGAGCCCGAGCGACACGUCCUGCUCUGCGAGCUGCACGACGCGGCCAAGGGGACCGUAGUGGAGACGCGAGCGCCGCCCCGCAACGGGAAGCUCGUCUCAGGCGACAUGUCGUCGAGCAUCGAGUUCAUCACGACGCCGACCGCCGACACGCCGGGCACGACCAUUAUCCUGCGCACCCAGAACAGCAGCCACUAUGUGUUUGGCAGCCAGGCCGAGGGCGUCCAGCGCGCGCUCGUGCAGCAGGGGACGCGCCUGCUAAAGGUCAAGGACUUCUUCCUGACGGGCAGGACCGAGUGGCGCAACGUCGGCGGCAUGGCCGGCAUGAUGCUGACCAUGACCGACGCCACCUCGACCUCGUACGCGCAGGUCCUGGCCACGUGGGAGAAGGCGAGGGAGCGCGGCAGCAAGGCGGGCAAGUCCGAGCCGCCGGCGAAGCCCCAGUUCAACAUUUACGGCCCGCCCAACCUCAAGCACAUGUUCGCCACGUGCCGACGCUUCAUCUUCCGCAAAGGCGUGCCCAUCCACGCGACAGAAUACACGGCCACGUCGCCGUCCAAGGCCGCCGACGGUGCUCACGUGCCCUCGUUCCAGGACGACUUCCUCGAGGUGUGGGCGCUGCCCGUCACGCCUCUGCGUCGAGAGAUGGACGCACAGGCCAACGCCGACCUGGACGAGGAGAUUCGGCGCUGGGAGCUGAGCGGCAACACAUUCGAAGAGCACCAGGCGCCUGAGAACGAGACGCCCGAGGAGCGCCAAGCCCGCCACGACCGCAUCCGCAGCGUGACGGUGAAGCACAUGUUCGACUCGAGCUGGAGCUUCGACACCCUCGUCGAGCGACACAUCUCCGACGUCGAAAUGCCCACGGCCCUGUUCGUGCGCAACGCAGACUCGACGGGCUUCAAGCCGUACACGGGCCCGAAGCCCGGCGGGCCAGAGCCCCUGCCAGACACGAUGGUGUGGACGCGCACGCCCUGGCCUGGAGCGAAGAUCAUGUCUCUGCCACCGACCAGGCCGGCGCCUGAGUGCAUCUCGUACAUUGUACGCACGUAUCCCGCUCGCGGCUCGUUCGACGUCAAGCGUGCGACAGAGCUCGGUGUGAAGAAGGGGCCCGACUAUGGAAAACUCAGCAGGGGCGUCUCCGUGCAGAACGCGAGUGGAGAGACCAUCACCCCGGAGCAGGUGCUUGGCCCAGACAGACCUGGUCAAGGCUUCGCUCUGCUCGACAUCCCUUCGGUGGAAUACCUCGAGGCUGUCGUUGAGCGUGACGAGUUUCAGUCGCCCACCCUCAUGACAGGCAUUGAGGCUUUCAUCUGGACGCUUGGUGCGGGGGUUGCGGGCCAUCCCACCCUGACCAAAUUUAUGGAAAGGUUCAGCGCCAUCAGGCACAUCAUCUCGUCUGCGGACCUGACACCCAACCGGAUUGCGUACGAUUCGGUGGCUGCCCAGACAACAAGACUGGCUCAGGUCGACCCCGUCCGAUACCAGACGCCUCAGUUCGAUCUUUUGAGCGUGCCUCAGAAGCUGCUUUCGGAGGCAGAUUACAUGCAGCAGACCAUCACACUGCCAGAGAACGCCGUCGUCGCCGAUCGAGGCCUUUCUGCAACGCUGAUGCCCAAGUUCGAGCUCAGGCCAGGCACAAGACAAGCGCCGUUCGAGCCCGAGGUAGUCCGCAGAGACACUGCACCGGAAGUUUUGGAGCUGGCCAAGAUCGCCCACAAGACGGUAAAGGAGUCUCAAAAUGACUUUGAGCCGUGGCGCGCCCUCCUCCCCCACCCCAACACCGAGAUCACUACCCUCGGCACUGGCUCGGCGCUGCCUUCAAAGUACCGCAACGUCUCUGCUACGCUUGUUCGCGUCCCUGGGGUAGGCAACUACCUGUUCGACGCCGGCGAAAACACUCUCGGCCAGCUGCAGCGCGUCUUCCCGCCCGAAGAGCUCACCCUCGUCCUCAAAGACCUGCGCGCCAUCUGGAUCAGCCACCUGCACGCCGACCACCACCUCGGUACCGCCUCCGUGAUCAAGGCCUGGUACGCCAUCAAGCACGCCAGCAUCCCCAGAUCCUCGCUCCCCGCCGCCGCAACCGUCGCCAGGGAGGCCGGCGAGUAUGGCUUGUCGGUCAUAUCGCACGACGGCAUGCUGCAGUGGCUGCGCGAGUACUCCUCGAUCGAAGACUUUGGCUACUCCCGCAUCCUGCCUCUCGAGAUCUCGCCGCAGGUCAUCGGUCACAGCGGCAGCGUGCUGACCAUGAACGGUAAGUGCGCGCCAGGGGACCAACAUAUUGCCAAGCAACACUACACAGCGCUCUUUGGCUUCUCCGACAUACAGGCCGUCCGUGUCGCCCACUGCCACGGUGCAAUGGCGUGCAGCGUGCUCUUCCCACGCUCGCCCGAGGAUCCCAAGCACGUCAAGCCGCUGAAGAUUAGCUACUCUGGGGACUGUCGCCCGAGCCAGGCAUUUACCAAGAUCGGGAGAAACACAACCGUGCUGAUCCACGAGGCGACGUUCGACGACGAACUGGCAGGCGAUGCAAGGGCGAAGAAGCACUCCACCACGAGCGAGGCGUUGGGCAUUGGCGCGCAGAUGAAUGCCAUGGCCGUGGUGCUCACUCACUUUAGUCAGCGAUACCAGAAGAUCCCUGUUCUGCAGACUGUUCAGGACGGCGAAGCAGAGCAGUAUGACAUGGCUGCUGAAGACGCAGAGGAAGCAAACGACGUCGACGACCCGUCUGCAGGCGCAGACACAGGGAAUUCCGACAUUCGCCCUCCGCCCGGCGGGCCUGCCGCUCCUCAGCCCGCGAGCCUCGUCCGGCAUGUAUCUUCGCUCGCGGAGAACGAGCGCGUGAUCAAAGUCAGGAACAAGGACAUGAAGGUGGCCAUCGCAUUCGACUACAUGCGCGUCAAGCUCAGGGACAUUGUCGAGCUGGAGAAGUACAACGAGGCGCUGAAUGAGCUGUUGGUCAAGGAGGUCGCUGAGGAGGAAGGCGAUGGCCAGGAGGUCAAUGCGAAUGGGAAGCGGGCGUCGGAGGACGAGGAAGGCAAGGUGAAGAGCAAGAAGCAGAAGAAGAAAGAGAAACAAGUGGACAAGACGCAGAGGAAUAACUGAGCCGUGUUGAACAAAUAAAUAGAUGACGCACCGCACACCAAACAUGGCCAUCGAUCCUGUGCGUACUCCUUCGCGUCCUCGCGCUCAAUGGUGCCUUGAUAUCUUCAGGAAGGCGAGAAUAGCUGACAUCCUUGACAUCCGGAGCAGAAGUACAAGUGCCGCGGUCCAAACCGCAGAUAGGUCUGUUGAUGGCAUAUUGAUAUAUUUGCAGGAUUAGUCGCUCCUGAAUCUGUCUCCUCA